Chanos chanos (milkfish) is the source of this 4245-nucleotide messenger RNA. RefSeq names its product bridge-like lipid transfer protein family member 3A (gene bltp3a). The record is from RefSeq and is a predicted model, not a curated record. Bases 1 to 4140 code for a protein of 1379 amino acids. Lineage: Eukaryota; Metazoa; Chordata; Actinopteri; Gonorynchiformes; Chanidae. The transcript is spliced from 21 exons.
AUGGCGGGGAUUAUUAAAAAGCAAAUAUUGAAGCAUUUGUCCAGGUUUACUAAAAACCUGUCCCCAGAUAAGAUCAACCUGAGCACUCUGAAGGGGGAGGGGCAGCUCUCGAACCUGGAGCUGGAUGAGGAGGUUUUACAGAACAUGCUGGACCUCCCCACCUGGCUCGCCGUCACCCGGGUCUACUGCAACAAGGCCGCCAUCCGGAUUCAGUGGACUAAACUGAAGACCAGUCCCAUCUGUCUGUUCCUGGAUAAGGUGGAGGUGGAAAUGCGUACCUGUGAAGAACCCCGUCCUCCUAACGGCCCCUCCCCUAUCGCUAUUACUGCAGGUCAAAGUGAAUACGGGUUUGCUGAGAAAGUGGUGGAGGGAAUGUCCGUCAUCAUUAAUUCGAUCACUAUAAAAGUCCAGUCUCGGGCCUUCCACGCCUCCUUUGAGCUGUGGCAACUGCAGGGGAACAGCCUAAACCCCAAAUGGCAACGAAGCGACCUGCGCUAUACCCGCAUCACUCACCCUAAACGAGGAGAGGUCCUGACGUUUAAGGAGAUAAACUGGCAGAGUUUGAGAAUUGAAGCAGAUGCUAUAGAGAGUGAAGAUCAGGAUCUGGGUAACACUCCUCUACGACUCAUCACCAACCAGGGGCGCAUUCGCAUCGCUCUCAAGCGCAGGAUUAAGGACUGUAAUGUUCUGGCGUCUAAACUGAUGUUCAUCUUGGAUGACCUGCUGUGGGUACUGACAGACUCCCAGCUGAAAGCAGUAAUCCAUUACGCCAAGUCUCUGAGUGAAGCCAUGGAGAAAUCAGCCCAGCAGAGGAAGGCUAUGGCUGCAGAGUCCCUACAGACAGCACCUCCAUCUCCUGGGUUCCAGUCUCUAUUUACAGAGCCCUCUCCUGCUCCUGCUGGCACCCCCAGUACUUUGGGUCAGUACUUUGACCUGCAUGAUGUGAAAGAGUCAUCCUACCACACCUUCAUCUCCAGACUGGACCUCCACAUUUGUAAUGACAGCUCCUCAGCUGAUCCAGAUGAGCCUCCACUGCCGGGUUCCCAGGGGGCAAUGCAGUUAACCUUCCGUAAACUGGGCUUUGACUACUACCCCUUCCACAGGCCAGGUGAUGGGUGUCGUCACUGGGAGAGGCACUGUGGAGCGAUGGAAGCCCAUGCUCAGUGGGCUGCCAGGCUGCUGCAUGACUUCCAGAGACGAAUGGAGAAUUCUGAGAUUCCUGGACCUCACUCUCAACCUUCUCCAUCUGCCAAAGAUUCACCUGCCAGAAAAGUCCAGGGCGAUGGAGAGGCCAAGCCCAGCCCUGAGCGGAGUCAGUCUUCCUCUUCUUCCUCUCGCCGGAGUUCAGCUGUCCCUCCCACAGGGACCCCACUGAAAACCCUUCGCUCCAGCUGCAUGGUGGUCCGCAUGGACGACCUGAAUAUACACCAGGUGUCCACCAGGGGGCGGCACAGUAAGAAGACCCAGUCUCUGCUCUCUUGUAACCGCAAAGCCUUGCACUUGCCAGAUAACACCCCAGCCAUACACCUUCAAUUCACUGAGUACUACUUCCCUGACAACCCGGGUCUGCCAGUGCCAUGUUCUAACCUGUAUGCCCAGGUGAAUGGGCUGCAGUUGUGUUUAGACCCAAUCAGUCUCGUUUGGAUGAGUCUGUUUGGUCGCGGGCUGCACCGAACACUGGACCAAGUCAAAGCCUUCUACCACCUGCAGGACAGCAGUAAGAGCGAUGAACACAUCGAUAUCCGAUUGGAUGCGGCACAGCUGAGGCUGAUAAUUCCUCUGGAGUCAUCAAUUCUGGACCACCCAGACCGUCCUCAGUCUCUGAGUAUAACUGUUCCCCAGUCAGUGCUCAGUAACACUCGUCACUGCCCUCACGGCUCCCGCGCUGACCUGGGCACAACCUACGGCAGCUUCUCUUCUCGCUCUUUCUUCCAACCCGAGUCGCCACGCUGUUUUCCUGGAGACCAGAACAACUUCCACCCCCUUCCCUCCGUCUUUCUCAAGCACUCUCUCGAGACGGAACCCCAGCCGCUCCUGGACAAGCGUCCGCAUCGAUUACAGGACAUCUGGUUGCUCAGUCUAUCCCGAGCGGCUCUGGGCUUCGAGGGUGCUCGUCGUGGGCCCAGGGGGAAAGCCCUGCCUUUUGUGGAACCUUUUGCCAUGUCGGUGUGGAUGUGUCGGCCAGCUGCCUUCGUCCGUGGCUGUGUUCCCUCCCCCUCAGAACAAACCCUUAAAGAUCCGUCCGACCCCGGUCAAGCACUGCAGUACGAGAUCACCGCUCCCAAUUUCCCCAGCGAAGGAGAUCAGAUGGAGAGCCAGACAGGGCCUCCCAAUGCCUCCAUUCACAUCAUCGCCCAGUCUAUCUCUCCAGUCAAAGUGUGGCUUAACCAUUACCAGUAUGUGGCCCUGCUGAGGAUGAAGGACAGCCUGACGCGUCUUGCGGCUGACCUUGGCCUUGGUGGUGGUGGUGGUGGCGGUGGGGGGCAGGUUGCGGCAGAACCCCCGUCGGUGUGUGUGGCAGUUCUCAUGGACGUGGUAGAACUGGGCUUGCUGAUGCCACCAGCGAUUGGAGAACCAGAAGAGGAGGCUCUGGCCCCUGAGGAGACCGACAGCCCCAGUUUAACAGAUUCAGAACUCUCUCCCUCCCAUCGCAGUGCCGAGCCCGGCCCGCUGGAGGAUAGCGGGAUCGGCGGGAACGGGGCGGUGAGCGUGGAAAGGAGCGAAGGGGACGGAGAUGAGGAGGAAUGUGUUGAAGAGGCUUGCGAAGCCUUGGAGGAAGGUCUGGAUGGACAGAUCGGUCUGGAAGAUGAAUCCCAGGUCACAGCCUCUGCCCUUUCACCUCCAACUUCCCCAGGCCACCUCCCUGUGAUUUCUAGAGAUGCAUCCACCUUCAGCCUGGAGGGAGAGCUGUCUAAUGCCCUUAACGCGACUAAAGAUGUUACCAAAGAUGCGCUGAACGCCUCUCUGGAGGUCACUAAAGGGGCACUGUCAAUCACUAAAGAUGCCUUCAGCAUCCUCAGCAGAGGGUCAGCCAUGAGCAAACUCUUCAGUGGCCAGGCCAAGGAUCCGAGCUCUCGUCCGGAGGAAGCCAGUCCGUCACUGGUGGGGGGUUUGCGACUGCAGCCCAUGAAACAGUCACCUUCCCAGAAUUCCUAUGACAGUGCAGUCUUAGAGGGUAGUGUGGCAGACGACCGGCUUUCCGUGGACAGUGACACCAGCGAAAACUUUGUCAUCCUCAUGGACUCUGACACGGGUGUAGAGUCUUUGCGUCCCAAUGGCACGCCCGUUCACACGAGCAGUCGAGAAAGUCCCGCCCCAGGCACCGAGUCGUCUGCUGACCUGAGCAGUUCACUGUCUCAGAGCACUGAGGACAUCUCACAGGACACAGCCUCUGUGUUGAUGCUGUGUUUGAGUGGAGUGGGCACUGUGACGGAGGUGCGAGGGGAGGAUGUAGUUGUAGCUGUGGAGGUCCAAGAGCUGGUGACCAAACAACUCGGCAACCAGAGAAUCAGUGAGCUCCUACUGGGCCUCACUGCAGCACCAGGCCUCCCCUCCUCACAAAGUGGCCCUGUGUCUCCUGGGCCAGGGCAGGCUGUGCUGCAGCGCCCCCCGGUGAUGUGUAUGAGGAUGGAGCUGGGUCCGUGUGCGGGCCGUCACGCUCCGGUCUGUGAGACUGUUGGCUUUCUGGAGCUGCAUAUGAAUGGCUGUGGGGCGGAGCUGCUGACCUCUACGCUGGCUACGAUUGGACCUUUCCUGGAAGACGAGCUCACUGCUGACAUUCAGCCAAUGAGAAUCCGAGUGGAUGACACUGAAAUCACUCUGAGGGAUGACGGACCCCGUGUGUACCCCACUGCCCCCCAGCCCGUUCCAGUAGUGUUUCAUCUGAACAGAGUGGUGCUGGAGCGCUCUGAUGAUGGAGCAUUCACUUUAAGAGCUUGCCCCCGGCAGUCAGAGGAAGAAAGCACAACUAGCACUGAUACAUGUCGGGAUAAAUGUGACAAACCUACGCCAGAGCAGAGCAAGGCGCAGUCCCUGGAAGCUCAGCUCACUGACGUGCAAUCAGCCCUGACUCAAGCCCUAUCUGACCGAGAGCGCCUCCUGCUGGAGCUCAGGAAAUAUGACCCCAACUUCAACCUGUGACCUCUGAUCUGUGCCAAGAGAAGUUUCAGAGGUGAAACUAGCGCCGGUGAAGGGGCUUGAGGGAGGCAGAAGAGCUCUGUUAGUUUAUACUGAGGUCAAAAUGGC